This is a messenger RNA of Onychomys torridus (southern grasshopper mouse), 3586 nucleotides long. RefSeq names its product myotubularin 1 (gene Mtm1). Gene Ontology annotation, molecular function: phosphatidylinositol-3,5-bisphosphate 3-phosphatase activity. Gene Ontology annotation, cellular component: plasma membrane. Bases 253 to 2064 code for a protein of 603 amino acids. NCBI's taxonomy places the organism in Eukaryota, Metazoa, Chordata, Mammalia, Rodentia, Cricetidae. The record is from RefSeq and is a predicted model, not a curated record. The transcript has 16 exons. Gene Ontology annotation, biological process: dephosphorylation; negative regulation of autophagosome assembly; mitochondrion distribution.
GGCUACUAAGGUCACCUAGCACCUUCCUCCCACUCCUAUAUCACAUGUCCAGCCCCAGCCAAUCAGAGCUGGGAGGCGGGAAGGCAACAGCAGCCUCCCCUUUUCCCUGCCCUCCCCGAGGGCUCGGGGGCGGCGCGAGCGUGGAAGGGGCGGAGAGGGGCUUCAGAGCCGAGUAGCCUGGCAACUCUGGUGGCUCCUUGAGCCUGAGAUAUCAGAGUGGCAAGGACUGUCAUUUGCCUAGAAGUUUCUAGGAUGGCUUCUGCAUCAACAUCUAAGUGUAAUUCACACUCCUUGGAGAAUGAAUCUAUUAAGAUGGUAUCUCAAGAUGGAGUCAGUCAGGAUCUCAGUAAGAGUGUUUCUCAACUCCCAGGGGAAACACUAAUUACCGACAAAGAAGUUAUUUACAUAUGUCCUUUCAAUGGCCCCAUUAAGGGAAGAGUUUACAUCACAAAUUACCGUCUUUAUUUAAGAAGUUUGGAAAUGGAUUCUGCUCUAAUACUUGAUGUUCCUCUGGGUGUGAUAUCAAGAAUUGAAAAAAUGGGAGGCGCGACAAGUAGAGGAGAAAAUUCCUAUGGUCUAGAUAUUACUUGUAAAGAUUUGAGAAACCUGAGGUUCGCAUUGAAGCAGGAAGGCCACAGCAGAAGAGAUAUGUUUGAGGUCCUCACAAGAUAUGCCUUUCCUCUGGCACACAGUCUGCCAUUAUUUGCAUUUUUAAAUGAAGAGAAGUUUAAUGUGGAUGGAUGGACUGUUUAUAAUCCAGUUGAAGAAUACAGAAGGCAGGGCCUACCCAAUCACCACUGGAGGAUAACUUUCAUUAAUAAGUGCUAUGAACUCUGUGACACAUACCCUGCUCUUUUGGUGGUUCCCUAUCGGACCUCAGAUGAUGACCUCAGGAGAGUUGCAACUUUUAGAUCCCGAAAUCGGAUUCCUGUACUGUCAUGGAUUCAUCCAGAAAACAAGAUGGUCAUUAUGCGCUGCAGUCAGCCUCUUGUCGGUGUGAGUGGUAAAAGAAACAAAGAUGACGAGAAAUAUCUGGAUGUGAUCAGGGAAACUAACAGACAAAUUUCUAAGCUCACGAUUUAUGAUGCACGACCCAGUGUAAAUGCAGUGGCCAACAAGGCAACAGGAGGAGGAUAUGAAAGUGAUGAUGCAUAUCAUAACGCCGAACUUUCUUUCUUAGACAUUCAUAAUAUUCAUGUUAUGCGUGAAUCUUUAAAAAAAGUGAAAGACAUUGUUUAUCCCAACGUUGAAGAAUCUCAUUGGUUGUCCAGUUUGGAGGCUACUCAUUGGUUAGAACAUAUCAAGCUUGUUCUGACAGGAGCCAUUCAAGUUGCAGACAAAGUUUCUUCAGGGAAGAGCUCAGUGCUUGUGCACUGCAGUGACGGAUGGGAUAGGACUGCUCAGCUGACAUCCCUGGCCAUGCUGAUGCUGGACAGUUUCUACAGGAGUAUUGAAGGCUUUGAAAUAUUGGUACAAAAAGAGUGGAUAAGUUUUGGACAUAAAUUCGCAUCUAGAAUAGGUCAUGGUGAUAAAAAUCAUGCUGAUGCUGACCGAUCUCCUAUUUUUCUUCAGUUUAUUGACUGUGUGUGGCAGAUGUCAAAACAGUUCCCCACAGCUUUUGAGUUCAAUGAACGCUUUUUGAUUACGAUCUUGGAUCAUCUGUACAGCUGUCGAUUUGGUACUUUCUUAUUUAACUGUGAAUCGGCUCGAGAAAGACAGAAACUUACAGAAAGAACAGUUUCUGUAUGGUCGCUAAUUAAUAGCAAUAAAGACAAAUUCAAAAACCCCUUCUAUACAAAAGAAAUCAGUCGGGUUUUAUAUCCACUUGCCAGUAUGCGCCACUUGGAACUGUGGGUGAAUUACUACAUUCGAUGGAAUCCCAGAAUCAAGCAACAACAGCCCAACCCAGUUGAGCAGCGUUACAUGGAGCUCUUAGCCUUGCGUGAUGAUUAUAUAAAGAGGCUUGAGGAAUUGCAGCUUGCCAACUCUACCAAGCUUUCUGAUCCCCCUGCUUCACCUUCCAGUUCCUCACAGAUGAUACCUCAUGUGAAAACUCACUUCUGAGGGGAUCACUGGCACUUCACUUGAGCUCUAGAUAAGUGAAAUAGUUGACUUUCAUUUUGGUCAUGUGUACAAAGUAGAUUUAAAAUAUCUGCCUCCAUUUAGAAGUUAAACUAACAUCUUAGACUCUUGAGUAUGUGCCUUCUGUAAUACAUAUUACAAGAAAUCCAUGGUGUCUGUGUGGCAAUGCGAAGAAAGGAGUCAAAAGGAGGUUCUGGAAAAUCCUCACAAUUUUUUACAAAGCACUUUUGCUAGGAUAAAAAUUUAAAUUUAAUUUACCUCUAUAUAAAUGCUACAUAUACAGUAUGUAUUUUGUGGGCUUAAUUGAAACAUUAUUUUAAAUCCAGGGGGGAAAUGUGUUUGUAAAAUGGAUUUUCCUGCAGCUGCUUACAACAGUUGCUUUGGAUUAUCUAAAAUGAAUCCAAAUGUGAAAGAUGGGUAUUACUGCCAAAGCCAAAUUGCACUCUGCUUCCUCGGCAGAUUCCAAGAGCAAGGCAUUGAAAUAAUUGCCAAUUUUUAUGCCACCAUAAGUGGUAAUGUAAGAAAAAAGAUGAGCAUUUCAUCAUUUUGAAAUUUUGAAAAUAAAAGAAAGGUUCUCCCAUCAUUUUUCCAAGAGAAGCAUAUUUUUCUAUAUUUUUUUAAAAAGUGAUGUGAUUUGAUUUUUCUCCUUAACUUUGCCAGCUCUACUUUCUAAAUUCCCCCCAUGAGCUUGUCUAACACUGAGUCAUGCUCAGGUUGAGGCAAACCCCAAAUAUAGCACUGUGUGAGGAUGUCAGCUGCCUUCUGCUGCUUAGGUAAAUAUUUUUGCAAACACACCUAGUCAGUGCAGCUUAUCUGCCAAAGUGUAGGUUUCACCGUCUUGGAUGGAUGAGCUAUGGAUAGAGCAUCUUUCUUUAAAAUAAUGAGGUGUACAUUUUUCAGUGUAUUCUUGAAAGUAUUCUGUUUAUGUAUCUCUGUUUAAAUGGUGUUGGGUUCCUCCUCCAUGUGCAUGCAUAAAAACUGGUUCUGCACAUUGUUACUUGAAAUACUGGGCAGUUUAUUUUUUCAGUUUUUUUCAUUUUGUUUUAUAGUAUGAAGUGAAAUUUUAAAUGCACAGUUCUAUUUGAUAUCUGAACUAAUUCAUUUAGUAAAUAUAUUUGUAAAAGCUAAAGCUAGAGCUAAAGCAAUUAAUGGUUUACUGUAAUUUAUAAAGAUUAUUUAUAGCUAAUAUGGUUUUGUUUUCAGUGAAUUAUGAGAGAUUAAAAUUAUCAUUGUAAAUUAUUUUAUGUCAUAGCUUACCAGUCUACCAAAUAAUACAUCUCAAAUAUAGUAGUGUAAUGUAUGAACUUUGUAAGCAUAAACAAUGUAUUAGAUAUUCUUUUGCUUUUUGUAAAUGCUGUAAAUAUUUCAUAAAUUAAAAAAGUGUCACUCUAUAAAAAGAAUGCUAAUGCCAAUAAUUCAAAGGACUUUGUGAAAUUUCAUGAAAACAUUUUCAUGACAAAAGUAUUAAAGACCUGCUAUAAUAAAUGUAUUUACUAAAACCUAA